Messenger RNA from Parnassius mnemosyne (clouded apollo), 5781 nucleotides. The record is from the annotation of a GenBank genome assembly. Lineage: Eukaryota; Metazoa; Arthropoda; Insecta; Lepidoptera; Papilionidae.
AUGAGUGCACUACUUAUAUUUUUAUUUAUUAUCGUGGCAAUUUACAUUUCUGUUUCAUGGUUGUUACCAACUUUACUAGCAUGGUUGUUCAAGAGAAAAUACCAUAUCAAAUUGAAAAUUGGCAGAAUAGCAGUACCAAAGCUUAUAUUACGUGACGUUAGUCUAUCAAAAGAUGGAUACUCCAUUCAUAUUGGUGAGGUAUCCUUCCGCAGCAGUUUUUUCAAUUCAGAUAUCAAUAAACUGGUCUCUGUUGUUAUUAAUAAGAUUCAAAUCACAAACAAUGCAGAAGAGAAGAGAAGUGUGGUUGUGGAGACUAUUCUUAAACCUUUGUUAUCGAAGCAGAAUUCGACUUCAAGAGGAUUGGAAGAGAAUACUGCUGAAAUGCAGGCAGUCAAUAGAGAGCUGGCAAGAAUGAAACAAAACUUAUUAGACUUCCGGGACAAAAAGUUACCACCCAGUCUGAUUAUGUUUGCACAGUUCAUGGGCGUGCACAUGGUGGACUUGUCGCUGACGAUCGUGAACGGGAGCCCGCGGUGCCCGUGGGUAGUGGAGGCGGGCGCGGGCGAGGUGCGCGCGGACGGCGCGGCGGGCGGGCCGGCGCGCGCGCUCGCCUUCUGCGCCAGCGUGCUAAGCGUGCGCCUCGCCUACCGCGCACACGCGCGCCUCGAGGCCGCCGCCAGCCUGCACCUCGAGGGCACCGUCAAGGCCGACGGCCCGCUCAACGUCGAGAAAAUUCACAUGGCUAUUAGCAAUCCAUCUAUAUCGUUAGAAGAUGAAGUGUUCCAAUUUAUACAUAAACAGAGGAGACGAAAGACUCCACAACCGAAAUAUUUUGUUGAAAAUGACGAUCACCUGAGCACUCUCAUUCCGAGACUAUCUCCGAUUAUACCAAAGAUUUUUAGUUUUAAAAUCGAUAAGACAACAAUAAGCACUGGGGGUAAAACCACUAUAACACUACAAAGUUUACAAGUGAACUCCCGUUUCAGCGCGGCGCAGGUGGAGGGCGAGGGCGAGUCCGGCGUGCCGCAGGUGUACGUGGCCGUCCAGGCGGAUCAGUUCCAGCUGGCCACGGACCAGGAUACGCUGCUAUACCUUAACAAACUCAAGCUCGACGCUAAGUUGGAGAAGGAAGUGCUGAAUUUAUAUCUGAUAAUUAGUACACUAAAUGCGUCGUACAAUCACGAAGACAUUUUCCAGUGGUAUCGUUCGACUCGGGAAUUAAUGCAGACAAAGCCAUUGCAUGUAGCCGAAGACACUUCACAUUCGGGCGCGACGCCGGCGUGGGUGCGCGCGGCGUUGCGGCGCUGCGCGGUGCAGGGCUGCGCCGAGCUGCGCGCCGUCCUGCUGGCGGCUCGACGCCACCGCGCCGCGCCGCCACUCAGCCUCGGCUGCGGCGGCCUCAAGGUCAAGCUCGACCAGCUGCUCGACAUCAGAGAGGAGGUGGCUCGGGGGGGCGCUGGGGGCGCGUGGGGCGCGCGGCACUGGAGCGCGGAGCUGCUGGUGGACGCGGGCUGGGCGGGCGCGGGCCGCGAGCCGCCGCCGCGCCGCCACCACGCCUGGCGCUCCGCGCUGCUCGCCGUCGCGCUCGUCAAGUGCGCCACGCACGCCCCGCGCCACUGCAAGGUUGAAGCCAUGAUGGACUGUUUACGUCUUGAAUGGAGUACACAAAUAGCUGAAACUGUGAUCUCAAUAGUUGAUUGUCUAAACGAUUACAAGGCUCCCAACGAAGUGAAGCAACCUCAAGAACCGAUAGCCUCUACGGCCAAUAUAUCCGUUAAUGUGGCCUUGUCACACAUAAAUCUGUUCCUAGUCGUGACUGAUGAGAUAUGCUUGAUGACGAGGAUUGACGCGGUGACACUGGAGAAAACUGUAAACAAAUCCGGAGCACUGGUGUCUGGUCUGAAAGUUGUCGAAAUAGUUCCUUACAAAGGUAAUGUGCAGUGCCAAAGAUCAGACGAAAUAUCCUCCAAUUUCUUCCACGUGCGUUUAGCUAGAAUUGAACACGUGCCUUCGAAGGAGAGAAAUUCAGCCCUCCUAGAUUUUCAGUUCCUAGAAACAAUAGACUUUGAAUGGAGUGCCAACAUGCAUUUAAAAAUAUUAACAUUUGUCAGAGCCGUGAAAGUCUUCCAAAAGGAAUUAAAAGUUAUAAAAAUGGGUAAAAUAAAUAUGGAAGAUACAAAUACAAAGAAAGGAAAGCCUCUAGACUGGAGGGUUUCUUUCAAAGGCGAUACGAAUCUUGUUCUCCUGUUGUCUGAAGAGAAUCAUAUGGUUUUUGCAACGGAUGAUAUGACAAUAGGCUAUGAGCACGAAGCGGGGUUGUCGAUUGCGUGGAGCCAGCUAAAGAUGAUACUGAACGGCGACGAGCUGGUGACUGUGCACGGCUACUGCAUGGAGCGCGCCGCCGACGACCCAGAUGUGCGCGUCGAGAGGAAGGCCAACGAGAGCUUCGUGCUGCCGUGGAAUAAGGUUUGGGCUGUGAACGUAGAUUCAGUUCGAGUUAUUUUCCCAUACAAACACCGCUUUGCAGAGGCAGUGCAAGGUGAUUUCGUAUCAUUGUUUAAAUGGUUGAAGAUCGUGCACGAUAUUAAGAAAAAGCCCUUUACAGCCGACAGUCCAUUACCAAGUGAUUUGCAUAUUAAGAUUGAAGAGCUAUUAAUAGAAAUGAGCGACGAUCCGUUUGAAGUAAAACUCCGGGACAAUUACGAAUUGUUGGAGGACGAGUACAAGGAGAGCGAGAAGCGACGGACCAUGCUUGAUGCUAAGGUUCAAGAGCUGUGCAAGCCGCACCUGUUCCUGCCGGCGGGCAAGGUGGAGGAGCUGUACGCGGCGCUGCGGCAGAAGGACGCGCAGAUCUACGUGCAGCGGUGCCGCGCCGCCCCGCCGCCGCGUACGCGCCUCGUGGCCUGCUGCGUGUCCGCGCUGCGCCUGCUGGCGCUCGCCGACCCCUCCGUGCACGGCGCAGCACGAGCGCAGGCGCGCCUCCGCGACCUCGACCGCGACAGCCCCUGGCCCGAAGACGGCAUAGAGUUUACAACAUUGUGGUGCCGUAGCAUAAGUGUACAGUGCUCGCUGUGGCAAAUACGCCUUCGUGACUUUCCACAACCUCUGCUCAGUAUGUCUGAACUUCGAUUGUGGGGCACGCUUUUGGCAGCUGAAGAACAGCCACCUCCACGAGCGGUCAGAACUGUAAUCAUCGACCAAGGUGCACCGUGGGGCGAAUUCGAACUGGAGCGUAGUAUGAUGCCACUAAAAUGGUACUAUGAUUUAUGCUGUGAAAUGUCAGAGUACAGUUACGCUUUUGGACCUUGUUGGGAACCAGUUAUUGCACACUGUAACCUUGCCUUCGAUCAAGUAUCUCGGCCAUCCUUGGACCCGUCGGCCCCACUAGCUUGGUGGGACAAAGUACGACUACUCAUGCACGGUCGUCUAACGGUCAAUUGCAAUAAGUUCACUUGUCUGCUGCACGUGUCUCUCGAUCCUUACAACACCACCGAGGAGAUGGAAGUCACCUGGAAUGAUCUUGUCUUGGAUUGGACUAAUGGCAAGCUCCUGUUCUUGGGCGAGCUGAACGUGUUCGUGCGUACGGCGAGCAAGUACGACGAUUGCCGCGUGCUGCGCGUCCCGGCGCUGCGGCUGUGCGUGAAGCUGGGCUGGCAGUGCGUGGGCGAGCCGCGCGACCACCACGCCGUGGCGCCCUGCGCGCCCACGCGCCUGCCCGAGUACUCCAGCAACCAGGAACACGACUCGUACCGGGCGUUUCGUUCCCAAGGCCUAGAGCUUCAUUUAAGCUAUGACACCAAACCUGUGGAAGGGGAUGGGCCUGUGCUACUGUUGUAUGGCAGUACUCUAAGAUGGUUCGAGAGUCUGAAGCUGAUCCUGUCGGGCAUCACGCGGCCGACGCGGCGCGGGCGUGUGUUCCGCAACGUGCGGCCGCGCAAGCCGCAACUGUCGCGCCACUACCGCAACGUCAGCGUCUCGCUCACGCUGCACAACUUGCAGGUGUUCUAUUGGUCGUCGUCGUCGAUGCAGCGCGGCAUCGAGAUGCUGGGCGUGCGCGUGACGUGCGGCUCGCGGCACCGGCUGUCGCUGGUGCCCACCGACGACGGGCUGGUGCGGCGCCCGCGCGCCCUCUGGACCACCGUCUACAUGAACUGCGACCUCAACGACGCAGAGAUCUGGCUCAAGACGCCGGCCUCCACACCGGACGACAAGGACAACGAGAAGUGCGUGGUGAGCCCGCCGGCGAUGGAGAAGUGCUACUGCCUGUCGGUGCGGCGCGUGUCGUACGGGCGCGAGGCGUGCGCGGCGGGCGAGGGUGAGGCGGGGGGCGCGGGGGGCGCGGGCGGCGCGCCGGCGCACCGCCUGGCCGUGCACGACCUGCGCGGCGCCUGGACCAAGCUCAACCGCGACCUCGCCUUCGCGCUCAUCGACACCUACAUCAAGACGCAGCAACUUAAAAAGAACCUCUCGACCAAAGCUCUAAAAGAAGAAGAAAAACCAGCAACAUCUCCAAAGCAGCAGCGAGAAAACGAUGUUGUAUCACCACCCCCAGUUUCAGCUCAGGGCGGAGGCAGUGGCGGCGGCGGCGGGGGCGGCGGCGCGUGCGCGGCGGGCAUGCUGGCGGCGCUGGUGGCGGAGGCGGGCGAGGCGGGCGGCGAGGCGCCCGUGGUGUUCAGCGACGAGCUGGCCGGCGCCGAGGCCGACGCGCCGCCCGUGCACGCGCCGCUGCGCCACGCGCUCGACGACGACAACGCGCACACCGCCUGCCUCAUCGAGCUGGUGAACUCGCAGGUGGUGCUGAAGGGGUGCGAGACGCGCGGCUACGUGAUCCUGUGCGCGGCGCGCGCCGAGGUGCGGCAGCGCGUGCGGCGCGCGCCCGCCGCCGUGGCGUGGAGCGGCGCGCUGUCCGCCAUGCAGUACUACGCCACCGUCAGCGCCGCUGACCGCGACCAGCUCGACGAGAACAUCCAGUGGGUGUCGGUGGAGGAAAUUGAAGAGAGGUGGGCGGGCGCGGAGAUAAGCGCGCUGCCCGACGUGCCGCGCCUCGUGGGCAGCGGGCACUCUGCCGGCGGCGUCAUCGGGCGCACUGUCGGGCCCAGCGCCGACGCGGGACUCGCGCAGUUGCAACGCAUCGUGUCGCGGUGCGCGUGCGAGUUCUACUACGUGACGCACGAGGACACGGACACGGGCGCGGGCGGCGCGGCGGGCGCGGGCUGGGCGCACGCGCCGCAGCCCUACGACUCCUUCACGCUCAUGCACCACGACCUCGACGUCUGCACCAACUCGCUGCAGUACGCGAUGCUGCUGGACGUGGUGAACAACGUGGUGCUUCGCGUGGAGCCGGAGCGCCGGCGGGCUCUGGAGCGUCGCGCGCGCAUGCGCUUCCAGCUGCAGCUGCACCAGGACCGCGACCACCGCCACCUCAUACACCGGCUGCAGACGCAGGUGCGGGAAUCCCUUGCGCGAUUACGGCGGCUGGAGAAGGAAUAUUACCUGAAAAACAGAUCGAUUACGGGCAACGAUCCAGUAGCUAUAGCAGAACUCAAAAGUCUCGAUGAUCAGGUGAACGAGUGUAAGGAGGCGGCGUGGUCGCUGGGCGAGGAGCUGGACGCGAUGGUGCGGGCGUGGCGCGAGGCGCGCUCGUCCGCGCCCGCCGUGCGCACGCCGCACGCGCCGCCGCACCGCUACAACGAGAUCUGCUUCAAGUCCGCGCGCUGGCGCCUCACCGACGCGGACGGCCAGCUGGGCAUCGCCGACCUGCUGCUCACCAACUUCCUGUGA